AUGUUAUCCGGAAACACAACAAUGAUGAAUGACUACAUCAUGUUCCGUUUACUUGUCGAUGAUUCGGAUCGUCACAAGCACAAGCGAAACUCAUUGCAACCGCCGAUUGUCAACGGCGCUGGCUCGCCAAUCAUUCCGCCUGCCGCAUUAGCUUCGCAUCGCAGCAGCUUCGCUGUUCCCAGAAAAUCAUUGACCAUUGAAAAUGGUAAGCUUUGAACAUGUUUCUCUGGGAUACCAUUAAUUAACCAACCAACCAACUAUAGUAAAAGAAAAAUGGAAUUGAAUUACAUACUGAAUCAAUAAUGUGUUUUAUGCUUUUCAGAACCCUUCUGUUCACCGAUGGUCCCACAUGUUCCGAUUCGAGAAAGAUUAGCGAGAAGAGGCACAAGUGGUAAAUCAUUUAGCAAUUAAUUAGUUAAUUAAUAUAAUAUUUGUUUAGCUGAUAUGAUGAGUGAUGAUGCAAGUGCUUAUACGUGUUAUGCACCGCGAAGACGUCGAAUGAGUUUGCUUCAAAGUCUUCGACAACAAAAUCGUGCACUUGCUGAUAGUGGAUUGGAUAUGCAUCGACAACGAACUGAUAGUGAAAGUACACAUCGUGUAUCGGACACUUGUUCAUCUCCACCUCCACAAUCAACUGCCAACACGAAUGUCAAAACAACAACAACAUCUCCAACCAAAAAAUCGAAUAUCUCGACACAAAUUAAAAAUAAGUGAGUUUGUGUAACUCGAGAUAUCAGAGAGUAGAAAUUUGAAACCUUGUUUUGCUCAUUCUCAUUUUUUUUCCUGGUAGCUUCUCCCUGAAGACUUGUUUUUGAUGAUUUUUUUGUUGCCGGAAGACACGAAAAAAUGUUGGGGUCCCAAAACACUCAUAACUUUUCACGUGUCGAAAUGAAUUUUUUUUCUGCGGCUCAAGUAUGCGAGUCCCGAUGGGAUUUUUUGAUCACUGAUGUUUUUUGAGAGAAUUUAUGAGAUGAAAUGAAAAGAAAAAAUAUUGGAAUUCUUGGAUUGUAGUUUGAGUUUUAGUUAGAAAAAACACGUGAGGGGAGGUGAUGAGAAUUCGGAGUGACAGGUGAAAAUUUGAACUCAUUUUUAAAGGCAGCUAUUUUUCCGGGACCACCCACGAAGCUUCUGACUAAACUUCAACAAAUAAAUUUAUUUUUUAUUUAGAUGUGAAAUAUUGAUCUUGAAGGAAAUUUCUUAUUUUGAAACAAAGAAGCUCGUAAGAAUUUUUGAACUUAUAAACGUGAAAGUGAAAGCUUAAAUCUAGAAAGUUCAAAUCUCAAAAGACUCAUAACUUUUCUUUUUGAAGAGUUUUCAUUUUUUGCCGGAAAUGAAUUUGUUGGACCUCUCAAGUUGUCCCGUGAGAAUUUAUGAUCACUGACGUUUUCGUAUAAACUUCACACGUCAUAUCCAAUUUUUUCCAGAAUCUUUGGCAAAAAAUCAUCGACAAAAGAUGCGACAGAAUCUGCAUCUCGAAAAUCGCCAUCAACAACAAAUGAUAGUGGGCGAGGAAGUCAGGGACAUCUCGAGGAGAAAAUGGAGGCAAUGACGAUUGUGGAGAAUUCUGGAGGCGAAAGAGAUCGAGAAAGUUUUUGUUGUGAAGAAUUGGAUUUGGAAGAGGAGGAAGAGUUGCUCGAUGAAGAUGAUGCUCCGAUUUUGAGCAAAAAACGAGCGGCACUCAAAAAGCAGCGAACGAGUUAGUAAUCAGGGGUCAUAGAAGACAUUUUCUUACAUUUAGAUUGAGUGUGAAUAGCACAAUUUUGCAAAAAACCGGAAAUUGAAGAGCUCUUUUUGGGGACGAGUUAGAUCAAAUCAAAUUUUCUCGGAGAAAUGAGAGAUCAAAAAAAUAAAUGUAUGUUUUUCAGACUCUUGCCCUGAUAUUUCUUCAAUGGUCUUUGAUGUUGCAAAACGUUGUCCAAUGGCCGACGAUUUGGAAAUUUCGGACGAAGAAGAACGACAUUUUGAAUGCUCAGGUUCGUUCUGAAAACAAAGGGUAUUUAGACAAAGUGGAAUUUUUUUGGUUUGAAAGACAAUAGAACUUUUUGCUGUUGUACUAAAAUUAGUACUAAAAUUUCUUUGUCUAGAAAAGAGCAAAGUUUGUGAAUUCGUCGAGUUAACUAACUUUGAGGGGAUCUGGAAUUUAAUUAUGUAGAAAAGUCUUUCUGAGUAAAUGAAUUUGAAUUUGAGUUUAAAUUGAAAAGCGGAAGGGAAUGUUGUUGUGGCUCCCCAAGAAAAACCGUGUAAUUCCAGGACCUUCGAAAUCUCGUCUCAAUCAAAAAUAUGUGGAACAACGUCGUCAUCAACAAUGUGCCAUGUAAGACUUCCUACAAUUCAAAAUUCUCAUGUACAAAUAUUCUUACCAUUUUCAUUUCUUUGUAUUUUGAUCUCCCCUUCUAUGUUUUUUUUUUUGAUUCACCGGGCAACAAGAAGAUUUGCAAAAACUGACUGGUUUCACUUUAUGUUUGAUUAUAUUUAUUUUCGAAUUUUUAACUUCCAAAUAUAUUUUUCAAUAUACUUUUGUCUGGAUUAAGCGACUAACAUGGGCCCCAGUCCCCUUUUGAUUUUUUGUGUGAAAUAAAUUUGUUUGGUUGCAAGUUUUCCGAGAAAAUUUGAGUGCUCUUUGGAGAUUUGUUGAAAAUAGAAAAGAAUCGAGUUUUGUGCGCAUGGUUUUUUCAACCAUACUUUUCUCUGUUGCCCGGUGUUUCAAAGCUGUCCUUUUCCCCCAAAAGCAUGUUUGAAUUUGAAUAUUUGACAGAAGAGAGAGAGAGGGAAUGAUGAUGAAGGGUAAAGAUUCUGAAACAAUUUUUUGAAAGUUUUAGAUCUCCUCUUAUAAAUUUCACGUACACUAUUUUGAUAUAAGCUUGUUCCCUCUCUCUCUUUCUUCAAAUAUAGGUUUUUUUUUCAAAAAUUAAAUUCAGGACACCUUCAAUUAUUGAUGAAGUCGCUGACGAUGAAGAUGAUUUCAGUCAAGCUCCCUCAACUGUUUCGAGAAGGUUUGUUUUUAUUUUUCAUUUUUGAACAUCCAAUGUUAAUUCAUAGAAGAAAUGACUUUGGCUUUGAAUAAUUUAUUUUAUUUUUAUUUUCGACAAAAAUUUUAUUUUUCAGAAGCGCUCAAACGGAAGAUUUGGCUGAUUUUGAUGACAAUAUUUCAUCAAUUGUUUUGGAUCAGUUUUUGUCAACAACACGUUAGUUUUUUUAGAGGGUUUUUGGUUGAAGAAAAAUAUUUCCUUAGAAAAGACCUUAUUGUUAGGCUUGGAGAGCAGGAAAAACCUUUAAGAAUUAGUUCGGGCAUUUUUAAAAUUUUUAAAAUCAUUUUCAGUUCCGAUUAUAAUUUUUAAGUAACCCAAAUUCUAUUUUUCUGAAAAUGAAACUUUUUCCAAAAGUUAUGAGUAAGUGUUUGAGAAGUCUAAAAACAAUCUAGGGAAAUUAAUUUGGUAAAUGUUUUUCGAUUAGCUUAUUCACAUGAUAAAAAAUUCAGCAUUGACUAGAAUAUAUCUGCGCAAUGUUUCGACAAACCGAUUAAGUGACUUACUCACAACAAAUUACCUUCUUCACUUUCUUCUAUUUUCUCUAUUCUUUCUGAUUAUGUCGCGGUAGUUCUUUUUUACGAGAAAAAAUUAAUUUCAUAUUUUUCCUCAUAAAAAAUAUUAAAACCGCUCCACCAAAAUAUCCGAUUUCCAACAUUUUUUGGGUGUGUCUCAAAUUUCAGUGUUAAAAAUUUAUGAGCUUUUGUUUUGGAGCCAACAAAAUUAUUGUUUUUUUUUUCAGAAUUGAAUUUUUGCGACGAUUCGGAUUCUGAAGCCACGUUUUCGAUUGCUGGAAAUCUUGAAGAAAUUGAAGAACCCUGUGCAAGGUAAGAUAAUUCAAGCUCUAGGCGUGACUCCUUUCCAGUGCCGAUCUCUAGCCUCGGGUCCUAGACAAGUAUGUUGUCUCAACUCAGCUAGUUAAGAAAAAUAAACAAAAAUGUUUGAAAUUAACAAAUUUCCGGUCAACAAGUAAGAAAAUCAAUGUUCUCUCAGGGCUUUUCCUGGAAAUGAAAAAUUUCCUCCUUUUUUCAGAGGACCCAUAAAAUCGGAUUAAAAAUUCGAUUUCAUCUCUUUUUUUUUCCUUUUUCCCCUUUUUUGUCCCAUUAUGCACUUCUUUUUUUUUGUUUUUUGUUGUCUGGAAAACAAACAACAGAAAAAUUUCCAGGGACUUUUUAGUAAUACCUUGUUAGCCCUCAUCACACCUGGGAAAAUUUUACGUUUUACGAAAUUUUACGGUCGUUAUCUAGCUAGUCUCGCUGAUUUUUUUAGGCUUGAAGUUUUGAAUCAUACUCCCUGAUGAUGUUUAUGAGAUUUAAUGAUUUAGUGGGAGAAAAUAUGAAUUCCAACCCACUGAACUGAAAAUCAAUUUUACGGUUUGUCCCAGCUCUGGCCCUCAUCAUCAAUCAUUUUUUCUUGGAAAAUUUUUUAGUCUUUUUUUUCUUGAAAAAGCAAAAUUCAAAACUUUGGAAAAUAAACACAUCUGGUGAAACAGCAUUUUCAUGGGAAUUUUAUAGUUUUUUUUUUCAGAAUAAUAAUAAAAAGUUUUCAGCUCAUCGAAUACUGCAACAUCUGUUCAAACCGAUUUGAAACUUUUGAACGUCGAACAAGAAAUUGCGGAUUAUUUGGAACAUUGUAGAGAAUCGACAAGUGGAAUCAGUGAAGAAGUUAGUUUGUUUUGUUCAGAAAGAAACUAUGUGUUUUGGAAUCGGAUGAAAAAAAUGAUGAACUAAUUUUGAGGAUUGAGAAACUCUUGUGAGCCUCAGUAAAAUGUUAUUUAAAAAAUUCAGAAAAAUAUAAUCAAUAGCGGUGGAAAUUUCGUGCUAUUCAGUUGAGAACAAUAUUUGUAUCCAUCCUAAAAAUAUUCCUCAAUUUUCCAACCGAUUCCAAAAAAUUGUCAGAACCCCAUAAUCCGAGUCAGUCUUUUUCAAACGAACCAAAACAAUAAAUCUCGCGCGAAUUUAGUCUCCUAAGUUUCCUAAAUACCACCAAAAAAUGGAGGAGUUUCCUUUAUUUUUCAGCAAUUUUCUUUUUGUUUUUGUUCCCUCCGAUUCUGCCACUUGAAAACUUAAUGGGUGCACCAAUUUUCAUUUCAUUUCAUAGUUUUUUUCUGUUUGUAUUUAUGAAAUAUGAGAUUUCGAUUUCGAUUUCAAUGUCUAGUUAACAUACAUUUCCACUAAAAAAAACCCGAAGGCGGAGCAAAAAAAAACAAAGAGGAGAAAAGGUGGAAAUUGAGUUUCGAAAUGGUGUUUUUCUUUUUUUUUUUUGAAAAAAAAAGGAUGGAAGAGAGAAUGAUCUACUCAUCAUUAGGACUCCCUUGGGGUGCAUUUUUGGCGCAUUUUUUGUUGUUGUUGGUGGCGGAAGCUUGAAGUUUUAAGCUGAGAGUUAGUUUAGUUUAAGAUUUUACUUUUGAUACCGCACUUUUUGAGAAUGGAAGAAAAUUUGAAAAUUUAAAUCAACUUCAAGAUUUUUCUCCAAACCCUUUUUAAUUAGACUCUGAAUUUCCGGAACUUCUUUUUUUCCCUGAAAUUUUCGAAUUCUCAAAACACAUCAAAAUUCCCCGCUCACCUUCAAUCAUAUGUUUUCUCUAAUGAAUGUCAAGAUCAAUCAUGGUAGUCUUAGUCGCCAUCGAAAUAAAAAAAAGAAAAAAAAGAUGAGUCGAGAAAUUCAAUUAUUUUUUGCUCCUCAUUCUUCCUUAUAUUCUUUAGGCGAUUCAUUUUCCGUUUUCUCAACUUUUUUCAUGUCAUAUUUCCGUCUGUCUAUAUUUGACUGACUGACUGACUGAAAAUUAUUUUUCAUUCUAAAUUUAAAACUUGUCAAAAACAUUCGCUCGUUCAAUGCGACCAGUUAAAUUUAUGAGAUUUUCAAAGCUACUAAAAAAUGCUGCUAGAAAAAAAUUCAAUUUGAAAGUUCACAAGCUUCUGGUUGAAUUAGAUUGUUCACUCUGUUGUUUUCAAAAAGUUCAUUUGUUUUCUAAUUCAAUUUUUAAAAAGUUUAGAUUCUGAGUCACAAAUUCUUCAUUUCUUGUUUAUCGCUCAACGAAAAAAAAAACGUAAAAAGCUACCGUAUUCUUUUGCAAAUUAGGCCAAUUUUGAAAAAGGAAAAGGUUUUAAAAGAGGAGCUGACUCAAUCAGCUUUCUAUUCAUACACAUGAUUUUUCUAGAAUUUGCUUUUUUGCUCCAUGUUUCAAAUUCCUAGUGCUCAUCUUAUGUUAGUUUGUUGUCUAGUUCCCAGAAAAAAUUUGGAUAACUUCAAAGCGAAAGAGCAACCCGUAAACAAGCGGAGUAUCGUUGUUUUUUAAGCAAGAAAGAAAAUUGUAUCUUUUUUCGUAGUUGUAUACAAAAAUUGAACACGUAUCCAGUGGUGACACAUUGCAAAACUUUUCGUUUUCCUCGUUUUUCAGUUUGUUUUUUUGAAACAUGAACCCAAUUAGAAGUAGAAAAAAUAAGAAGAAAAAAAGUUUGACGGAUGAGUAACUUCCCACGCCUUCUUUACUUCUUCUUCUUCUUCUGCUCCUUUUCUUUUUUUUCUGCAAAUGCCUGCUUUUUAAUUGAAACUUAUUUGACACGUGAACUACUUCAAGUUCAAAAAUUCUACUACAUACAUUUCUCACAUUCGAAAAGUGUUUUGUUCUAUCUACUAGUUGACCACAAUAUUUUCUUGGUCAAGAUGUCAUCGAAUAAUCGACGAUUUCCUGUGUUUACCUAGAUUUUUUUUUUGGAUUUUUUCUAGCGAGCGAGAAAAAGAAGUCUCGUUUACAAAUAAAUAAAUAUAGCUUCUUUUCCUUUCGUUUUUCAAAAUUGAAGUACUUUUUUUGUUAUUUUGUUUCUCUAUUUUGCAAAAAAAACUCGAUUUAAAUUCCAUCACGUUUUAAUUAAUUGAGGUUAGGAUUAUGUUGCAAAACUGAAUUAAUUUUUGAUGUACAGUUUUUUUUGGUAAUCAGAAAACAUUUUUAUUUUUCUGUUUCUCUCAUUGCAAUUUUCUUGAAAACCAAUCUAAUUUGUUGUUAGAAUGGCUGAAACCGUUUCGCCACAAUCACAAGGUUCACCAUUUUGGUGGCGUGAGAAACGUAGCCCACGUGUGCAAUUUGCGCGAAGUGCAUAUCCGCGCAGCAGAAGCUCUGACUCGGAUUAUCAUCGUAGUGGUUCGGGAGAUCAGGUUGACAAAAUUGUGAAAGGAAUUUGAAAUAAAUUAUUUUUUUAGGGGAUGAAUUUCAUUGCCAAACAUUUUUUCGAGUAUCAAUCAUUCAUGAAUAUUCCACAUAAAGCUGUGCAUUUACAUAAAAUCGUGAGUAAAAUAUUUUUCAAAUUUUUUUUCAAAAUCAAGUUUUUCAAUUUCUAGCCCGCAUCUCAAGCUGGAACAGAUCCUUCAAUGGGAUGGGCACCAAAAAAUAUGUUGAAAGCUGGAAAACAUCAACCAGCUCCAGGUGCUCGAGCUAAUCGAGUACACCGUGAUCCACGACCAAAUGGUACAAAAUACGGGCGAGCUGGAAAACAUGAACAUCGAGAAUGGGGUGAUCGACACGGAGGUUAGAAUUAUUUUUUUAAAUAAUAUAAUUUUCAAAAUUCUUAUAGAACUUCGUGAUGAGAAAGCCGUGUGUCAUAAGGAUGCUUGGACAAAGUUUUUGGCAAAUGAUGAUCAGGGUGGAAGAACUGCUUUUGAAUGUGAAUUUGAGGACCGCGUUUUGGCUGUAAGUUUUUUUGACACACAAAACUAACAUCUUAAAAUACCCCGUGUUUUUUUAUAGACUGAAGAGGAAACACUUCAAGAAAAGUUAUGUCAUGCUUCUCCAGAUUCUAUAAAUUUGAAUGCACUUUACGCGGCUGCCAAUAAAGCAGCAAGUCCAGGAAAUGGUUGUGAAUUACUUACGAUUCUAACUUAUGCGCCGACGGUUCAAUUUGUUACUGCAACUGUCAAAAAAGCCAAAUCACUGCCUUUUAACAAUGGUUUGUUUUCCUUUCAUCUCAUUUUUCUUCUCGUUGUCGAAUACCUCAUAUUCUCUCACACUAUUUCUCUCUUCACCACACACAGCGGACACAUCUUUGAUUUUGCGGUAGCGAAAAAAUGUGCAGCGAUGUCCGAGUGGUUAAGGAGAUAGACUUGAAAUCUAUUGGGCAUUGCCCGCGUAGGUUCGAACCCUGCUCGCUGCGUAAUUUUUUUGAAUUUUCAAUUAAAAUUUUCAGCACCAUUUGCUCGAAUUAUGCUUUUCGAAGGUCGUCGAUUGAUUGAACAAAAACAAACAACGGUAAAUCCAUCCUUGAUUCAUAAAUCUUCUCUUGAGUGAGUUUGGGAAAGGAUAAUCUCUCUUUGAGAUUUUAUUGUAUGUUUUCAGUGGAUCAAAACCGUCUUCCUCAUCCGCUUCAAAUUCUUCAAAUGAUGGAGUUACAGAUGCUUCAUUUUCCGAAUCCUUUUUAUUCCACGUACCCCCAACAAAACUAGAAAAAUCGCAUAUUGUGAUAGAAAUUUACGAUCAUGAAGAUUCCGGUGAAGUAAAGAAAAUCGGUCAUUGUGUAAUCGGUCGACUUGUUGAUGGCACCGGAAAUGCACAUUGGAUACAAAUGGUUAAACAACACGGUUUGCCAGUUUGUAUGUGGCAUCGAAUUGCUUGA
Caenorhabditis angaria is the source of this 8632-nucleotide messenger RNA. The record is from the annotation of a GenBank genome assembly. NCBI's taxonomy places the organism in Eukaryota, Metazoa, Nematoda, Chromadorea, Rhabditida, Rhabditidae.